Molecule: messenger RNA, 1209 nt
Organism: Trichomonas vaginalis G3
Lineage: Eukaryota; Parabasalia; Trichomonadida; Trichomonadidae
Product: GTP-binding protein alpha subunit 1
Exons: 1
Coding region: 1-1209 (402 amino acids)
Biological process (GO): adenylate cyclase-modulating G protein-coupled receptor signaling pathway
Cellular component (GO): heterotrimeric G-protein complex
Molecular function (GO): guanyl nucleotide binding; GTPase activity; G-protein beta/gamma-subunit complex binding
Source: RefSeq, a predicted model, not a curated record
AUGGGUUGUUCAGCAUCUAAACCAUCUGAACCUUCCAACGCGAAGCUUCCAUCAGCUCCAGUUCCAAAGAAAGUAGAGCAAGUUCCAGAGCCAAAACCAGAGCCACAACCACAGCCAGAGCCACAGCCACAACCAGAGCCGCCGAAACCAGCUGAGCCAGCUCCAGCUCCUGCUCCAGCCCCAGAGCCACAGAAGCCAGCCGAACCAGCUCCAAAAGUUGUUGCAGUUGAAGAUGAUACAAAUGAAGCCUAUGGUCUUCUUCUUUGCGGUGCUGGUGAAUCUGGUAAGACAACAUUCACUCGCCAACUCAAACUUCGCUACCUCAAUGGAUUUAACGAGAAGGACUGCCGCGAUUUCUUAAGAACAAUUCGCGGUAACCUCGUUGAGACAAUGCAGCUCCUUCUUGUCUGGCUCGAGCACAACAACAUCGAAAUUGAGGACUCUGAAUUAUCAUCAAUGGCCCAGGAUAUCAUCGAUGUUGACCCACAGGAUUGCGAAUUCAACGAAGAGCUUGUUGAGAAGCUUAAGGCUCUUUGGGAGAACGAACAAAUCAAGAAGGCCUUCGAGCACAAGGACGAAACAGCUGUUCCAGACCACAUGCCAUACUUCUUUGCUAAGAUUGACGAACUUGCCGGAGAAGACUACAUCCCAUCCAACGAAGAUGUUCUCCGUGCUCGUAUCCGCUCAAUCGGUAUCGAAGCUAUUACAUUCGACCUUCAGGGCGCCAGAAUCAGAAUCUUCGAUGUCGGUGGUCAGAAAUCCGAACGUUCCAAGUGGGCCAACGUUAUGAACCAGGUCGAAGGUGUCAUCUUCUGCGUUUCCUUCGCCGAAUUCGACAAGCCAAUGUUCGAAGAUCAAAAUGUUCUUCGUAUCAACGAUUCCCUCGAAAUCUUCGGCAACAUUACACACCAAGAGAAGUUCUCCAACUCUCCAAUCUUCCUUGUCUGCAACAAGUUCGAUGUCUUUACAGAGAAAAUCAAGAAUACAGAUGCUUUCGUCAAAAUCUUCCCAGAAUUCUCUGGCGAUUCCCACAACCCAGAAGCUUGCGCUGACUACCUUAUCCAGAGAUUCCUUGAUAAGGCUGCUCCUCUUUCCGAAGACCGCCCAAUCAUCCAAUACAAGAUCGUCGCACUCAACGGUGACCAAGUCGUCGAAACAGCAGAUGCUAUCUGCAAGUUCAUUAGUGAUAAGUACUACCAGGAUGCAUAA